Mizuhopecten yessoensis (Yesso scallop) is the source of this 1782-nucleotide messenger RNA. RefSeq names its product E3 ubiquitin-protein ligase TRIM56-like. The coding region runs from base 470 to 1651 and encodes 393 amino acids. Gene Ontology annotation, molecular function: zinc ion binding. The record is from RefSeq and is a predicted model, not a curated record. The transcript has a single exon. Lineage: Eukaryota; Metazoa; Mollusca; Bivalvia; Pectinida; Pectinidae.
CCCGUGUGUUUACAUAAGGGAGAUAAUUUUGAGAAAUAUUGAUAAGACUCGGCUGUAGUUUGGGGUAUAUUGUAAAUCAAUACACAUAUUUCUGCUUUAUCAGCCACCUUUACUGGUAUACAGUAUAUACACAUACACUGCCGCCCAGUACGCGUCUUAGCCUAGCUUAUAUAAAGGCGGUGGUAUUGCUGUUUGGACAACUGACCCGGAACAGAUACCAGGACCAAAAUCACCCCGAAACACCUGAUCGCCGUGAUAAGUAAUGCACCAGUACCACACCGUAUUAAUCUGCAGGGUACGACAGGCGCGUGUGUCAAACGGACCUCGAAACGUCGGUUUGUUAUUGUGAACGACAUUUUCCCCUAUCAAGACAAUAUCCAUGGAUGUAUCAGCUAAUGUGAGUGUGGACACAUUUGGUCUUGUAUGUUGAACCCUAUAAUUUGGUGCCAGGUAUGUGAGAUUUGACGUCAUGGCACAGCGCGUGAUCCAGAACGUGGAGAAUGACUACCUCAUGUGCAGCAUCUGUCUGGGUCGGUAUGACGACCCACGUCUACUGCCGUGUGGACAUACAUUCUGUAGGGAGUGUCUGUCCGGACACAUACAGCAGACGGUUAUUGACCGAAACUCACGCCAUUUCACCUGUCCCAUCGAUAGGAACAUGGUACCGCGACCGGCAAACCGUGCGCCCAAGGAUUGGGCAGGUCUUUUUCCUACCGACACGUUCUUAUCGAGUUUACUGACAACUGUUCUGCAACAUGAAGGGGGGCAAGGAAAUAACACGUCAGUUUCAAUACAAAAAAGUGGACGAGCUGCAGGUAAUGACAGGUCAUCUCGUUCUAACGUUUCAAACGAUAGACCAUUUCAUUCGAACGUUUCGAACGACAGACCAUUUCAUUCAAACGCUUCCGAUAACCCUUUCCACGAAGGCCAUGCAGUACCAUCUCUCGGCCAAAUCCAUAUGUCUGAAGGCCUAACGUGUGUGGAACACCCGGGCAGAGACCUUGAAUUUUUCUGCCUUGGCUGUAACGCUCUUGUUUGCGCGUAUUGUGCGGUCAGGGGCCACAGAGGUCAAAGAUGUGAGUGCAUUGCUAUUGAAGACGCUGCCGGGAGACUGAGACCACGCAUGGAGGCAUUAAGGAGGAGGCUUCGCGGGCAAAUGUCGAGGAUGGAGCAACUGAGCCGAGGGGACACUCCGGCUGAUGGCAUGCUUGAUGCUAGUAGAACCAGAGCUAUGGAAAAACUGGACGAGAUAGAAAAUAGUUUAAGUAGAUUCGCUCAGACGUGUUUGGAAAGUGUGGAAGAACUUCGACAACAAACAAGAGAGGCAGGUAGAGGGUUGAUGACCGAAAAUGCUCAACUCUCUCGCCUUUUUGACAGCAUACAGGAAACGAAGCUAACGUUUGAAAAUGUAGUGAAUUCUAAUUCUGGACCAGAUUUGUUAAAUUGGCUAUCUAGAAUGGAAAAACAAGCAGGCGACUAUGAUGCAGCCAUUUCUUCAUCCUCCCACACCAAUACGCCGUCAGAAGCAGAGUUUGUGGCGCACACGGUCUUCAGUAACUUUUUAAGGAACCCUCCUCCUGUCGGGUCAGUGAGGGUCAAGCACGACAAUGGUGGACAGUCACAACGCAAUCAGGGAUGUAGAAUACAGUAGUCUGAACCUCUGUCCAGGUUAGCUCAGAGACGGACCCUUCUCACGUACUGUGUCGAUAAAACAUUUGUAUUUGUAUUUAAUAGGACGUCAUUGAACAUUUGCUUCCACCAAUGUUUGAAACUGAAAUAAAU